Fundulus heteroclitus (mummichog) is the source of this 1881-nucleotide messenger RNA. RefSeq names its product exonuclease 3'-5' domain containing 1 (gene exd1). Gene Ontology annotation, molecular function: 3'-5' exonuclease activity; nucleic acid binding. Lineage: Eukaryota; Metazoa; Chordata; Actinopteri; Cyprinodontiformes; Fundulidae. Bases 113 to 1516 code for a protein of 467 amino acids. The transcript is spliced from 11 exons. The record is from RefSeq and is a predicted model, not a curated record. Gene Ontology annotation, biological process: nucleobase-containing compound metabolic process.
GGGCUUGGAAACCGGGACUGCAUCUGGCAACGCUGUCAGCAAUUAGCAAACAUCUGAACUAGCAGAACGCUUUGAGAGCAUCAGCGGCCGUGCUCUGACAUUUCUGAACAAAAUGGCCAGUUACGCUUUCAAAACGGUUCUCGGCGACGUCCAGUUCUUGUCUCGUAUGAAAGGAAAACGCAUUAAACUGACUCUGAAGACUUCUUCGUUCUCCGGCGUCAUCCAACAUAUCAAUGAAAACAAGACGUUGGUUUUGGCGGACGUUCGUGACAAUAAUGGACGCAAACAUCCGGGAACUAAACUCUUCUUCGGACGUGAGAUCAUGAAUGUUGAAUUCGACAACGAAGAAAAUGAUGACAGAGAAAUUAGUCACGGCGUGUCUGAGGAGCAGCUCUAUGUGGAGACGUCUGAGCCAUACAGGAAGCUAUUAACGUUAGAUGAUCAUGAUGAAGAGGAGUGCAUAAACUUUGUCGUCAUUGAUCAGAUCCAUGAGAAGUUUGGACCCGCUGUGAUGGACAUUAAGAAGCAGGAUGUGAUUGGUGUGGGAAGUGAGGGAGUUGAGAACUUUAAAAACGGAAGACUGUGUUGGUUGCAGAUUGCCACCAAAAACAAGGUCUACUUGUUUGAUAUUCUUCUGCUUGGUGCGCUGGCCUUUAAAAAUGGUCUCUCCAUGAUUCUGGAAAGUAAGCAGAUACUGAAGGUCAUUCAUGAUUGUCGAGCCAUUGCUGGGAGUCUGACAGUUCAGUUCAGGGUAAAAAUAACCCAUGUAUUUGACACACAGGUGGCAGAUGUCAUGUGCUUCCACUCGAAGACUGGAGGUUUCCUUCCUGACAGAGUCAGCACUCUCCCAGAAGUAGUGAGUCUCUACCUAAAGGUGCCCUCCUCCAGGCUCGCGUCUCUUCGUCUGAGGUCACAGCUCACCAAGGAAGACAUGGACAUGUGGUACAAGCGGCCUUGCCCUCUGCCGCUGCUGAAGGUGAUGGCUUUGUCUGUGAUGUAUCUAAAGCCUCUCAGACUGAUGCUGCUGGACACUCUGAUGACAGACUACAUGGUCCUGGUGGAUUCGUAUCUCAACAGUAGCGUCUAUGAACCCGAUGUACUGGAGCAUGUCACUAUGGAUAAUGUGUUGGAGUUACCCAAGGAGCUCAGGCAGCUGGAUGAGAUGCACAGUAACCGGCGGGAGUGGGCUUGUAAACAAUACCCUGUAACAGAACGAGGUCUGCUGUGCCGCUUCAGCCCGUAUUCCGACUCGGGAACCGCACCCGCUGCAAAUGGCCACAGCAGCACGCAGUCUUACGUCUUGGAAGCCCGAGCUCCAGCACCACGUCCAUCACCAAAAAUGGACCUUCCUGACAUGCAGCAAAUCCCGCAGUGUUCAGGUGUCACCAGUGUUUCUUCCCUAGGUGCCUCUUCUAACCCUCAAGCCACUGUUAAACCCUCAGAAAUGUCUGCAAAUACUCCUCUUUCUGCAACUGUAAACGACCUCAUCCAUUCAUUCCGGUCUUUCAGAAAUUAGGUGCCAGCCUAUAAAACCAAACCCUAGUUCAGAGGUCUUCAACUCCUAUCCUUGAGGUCUAGUGUCCUGGAACCUUUUAGAUGUGUCCCUGAUCCGACGCACCUGAAUCAAAUGGCUGCAUAACCUCCUCAGUAGGAAGGCAAAUUCUCCAGAGUCCUCCUAAUGACCUGGUUAUCUGACUAUAUUAUGCUGCAUCAGAGACAAAAAAAAAAGGUGCAGGACAGCGGACCUCGAGGACGAGUCCAAGACCCCUGCCAUAGUUGUUUCAUUCAUGUUCUGACCAGUAGAUGGCAGUAAAGGUUCUUCUUUUAUAAAAGUUGCAUGUCAUCCUCACAUUAGGUAAUUUUGACUUUGGACAAAAAAAA